This is a messenger RNA of Dentiscutata heterogama, 652 nucleotides long. The record is from the annotation of a GenBank genome assembly. Lineage: Eukaryota; Fungi; Glomeromycota; Glomeromycetes; Diversisporales; Gigasporaceae.
AAUAUUAAAAUCGUUGAAAAGUUGUUACAAAAAUUGGGAGUUCGGAAACAUGUCGAAUUGCAACUCAUUUUCGAUCGCCUGGUUAGCCAAGGAAAUUGGGAUCACAUGCAACUUGUUAAAUACCUUGCUUCAGUAUCUAACAGCCUCAAAGAAAUCGAGUUGAGAAGACUGAAGGUUACUGCGAUUUGGCCAAAAGAACAAAAUACGAAGCAUGAAACUUCAUUAGCAAAAGGAAAUGUCGAUGAUAUUAAAGCUAAGCCAAAGAUUCUUAGGUUCUUAGCAAGUGAUCUAUAUGCACCAUCAGCUGAAAUGAGAGAAUUUGGGAUGCCUUUAAUUGAAUGGAACGGUAAAUGGCGGAAAAACAGUGAAGAAGCGAAAUUUCUUUUUUCAUUGGGUUUGCGAGAAUAUCCACCGCUUAAAGUUAUUCUCCAGCUUGCUGAUGCCUCUAAUUCAGAUACGGUAUUAAGGAGCAAAGCUCUAAAAUAUUUUAUGGACAAUUUUAAAGAUAAAUAUUCUUCCGAAUAUAGGGCUGAAGAAGUAAAAGUGGCAUUUUUGCCAUGUACCGACCCUAAAAUCUAUGAGACACCAAAGGGCUGUUUUUCCAACGCUGAAUGCACAAUAAUGAAUUUUAAUGCAUUACACCAAGAUUUAC